ACGUGCGUCGCGCAGGUGCAGAAGCUACCGCCGGGCACUCCGCAUCUCCGGCCGCUUCCGCGAUCCCGCCGCCGCCGCCCGUUACGGCGAGUGCUGUGCCCGCCCAGUCCGAGCCGACGCCCGCCGCCCGCCGCCCGAGUGACAUGUUGCAGAAGCCGACGAUCCGGGGCCGCCCUGGCAGCCAGGCCGAGAGGGAGAGGGACUCGGGCCGCAGCGGGGAGGAGGCCCCGAGCACCUCCCGCGGCACAGGAGGAUCUCAGGGGGCGCUGAGCGCCUCGUCCAGGGGCGCCCGCUCCAGUCAGGCCACCCCCGCCGUGGGGCCCCGCACCCAGAAGCAGCUGGAGCUGAAGGUGGCCGAGCUGGUGCAGUUCCUGCUGAUUAAGGACCAGAAGAAGAUUCCGAUCAAGCGCACCGACAUCCUGAAGCACGUCAUCGGAGACUACAAGGACAUCUUCUCUGACCUCCUCAAGCUCGCUGCCCAGCGUCUCGAGUACGUCUUCGGGUACAAGCUGGUGGAACUCGAGCCCAAGAGCAACAGCUACAUCCUCAUCAACACCCUGGAGCCGGUGGAGGAGGACGCGGAGGUGCGGGGCGACCAGGGCACGCCCACCACCGGCCUCCUGAUGAUCGUCUUGGGGCUCAUCUUUAUGAAGGGCAACACCGUCAAGGAGACCGAGGUCUGGGACUUUCUGCGUCGGUUAGGGGUGUACCCCACAAAGAAGCAUUUAAUUUUCGGGGACCCCAAGAAACUCAUCACCGAAGAGUUCGUGCGGCAGCGUUACUUGGAGUACCGGCGGAUCCCCCACACUGACCCUAUAGACUAUGAGUUCCAGUGGGGCCCGCGAACCAGCCUGGAAACCAGCAAGAUGAAGGUGCUUAAGUUUGUGGCCAAAGUGCAUAACCAGGACCCCAAGGACUGGCCAGCGCAGUACUUUGAGGCUUUGGCAGAAGAGGAGGGUAGGGCCAGACCCCAGUCGGGGGGCCCGGCCCCCUCCUCUUGAAAUCAUUGGGGCUCCUGGGGUAGGGCUCGGGGCCCAAAGGCGCAGUGCUGGGGGACUGGGUGGGAGGUGCGGGGAGGAGUGGGACAUAUUUCUGUAGCAUGUAUAAGUGUGUAACUUUAGAAUUUAUUUGCAAAGCGUUGUUCCUUUAACGUUCUUAAUUAUUUGGUUCCAAAUCAACAUUUACGAAAGAGAAGGAUGGGGAAGGGGGUGGUGGUUUUGAUUUGUUUUACUUGUAUGUGUUUUUUGGUAUAAAACUUUUGCUAGCUUUGUAAAACUAAUUGGCAAACUGGACCAUGAUCCCGAACAGACUAGUAAGAAAGAACAUAUCAGUGAAUUGUUUUGGUCCCAAGAAAAUAAAAGCAAAGUAGCUAUUAUCUGGCUUCUUUAAUUACCCCAGUUUAGGGAAAAAUAAAAAUCUUUAUAAAUUGAAAAUAUAAUUGUCUAUAUAUCCUUUUUAUCUUAACACAGCUAUUUUAUUUUUAUAUUUUUUCUACUUAUAUACUAAGUAUUUUGCAUGGUUCCAAGCAGUGUACGUAUUUUAUUUUCUCCGAAUAGCAAUUUAAAAAAUUCUUACUAUAUAAUCAUAAUUACUACUCAGCCCUGUUGCUGACCAUUUAGUUUUUUCUUUUUUCUUUUGGCUGUUUUAUUGAUAAUAAAUGGUGUAUUUUUGAAGCACUUAA
This is a messenger RNA of Choloepus didactylus (southern two-toed sloth), 1681 nucleotides long. RefSeq names its product NSE3 homolog, SMC5-SMC6 complex component (gene NSMCE3). The transcript has a single exon. NCBI's taxonomy places the organism in Eukaryota, Metazoa, Chordata, Mammalia, Pilosa, Megalonychidae. Bases 144 to 1001 code for a protein of 285 amino acids. Gene Ontology annotation, cellular component: nucleus. Gene Ontology annotation, biological process: negative regulation of transcription by RNA polymerase II. The record is from RefSeq and is a predicted model, not a curated record.